This is a messenger RNA of Salvelinus namaycush (lake trout), 2769 nucleotides long. RefSeq names its product protein O-mannosyl-transferase TMTC2-like. The coding region runs from base 292 to 2769 and encodes 825 amino acids. The record is from RefSeq and is a predicted model, not a curated record. Gene Ontology annotation, cellular component: endoplasmic reticulum membrane. Gene Ontology annotation, biological process: protein O-linked glycosylation via mannose. The transcript has 11 exons. Gene Ontology annotation, molecular function: mannosyltransferase activity; protein binding. Lineage: Eukaryota; Metazoa; Chordata; Actinopteri; Salmoniformes; Salmonidae.
AGGAUGCAAGCACAGAGGACAGCGAAAUAGCGAAAUGCAGUCAGCUGUGCGCUAACCAGCAGGCAUGCCGCCCUAGUUUCGUCUCAAAAUAGCUCUGACCCGAUACGGCGCAAAAUGGGUUAAAAGGAAUAUGGCCUGGAUCGCGCAAACUUUCAGACACUUUGCUUUUACAUGGGAUUGGGUCUCUUAGUGUUACGGAGCGGCCAAAUGAGGAGAGGAGACAAUACAGAAACGGAAAUUCGCAUCUAGUAUUUUUCUUUACUUUCCCCCACCCUAUUCUCUUUUUAAGACAUGAUUACAGAGUUGGUGUGUAGCGCGGUGGCAUUGGUCCUCUAUCUCAACACACUGAACGCGGAUUUCUGCUACGAUGACAGCCGUGCGAUCAAGACCAACCAGGACCUUCUCCCCGAGACCCCGUGGACCAACGUCCUGUAUGAUGACUUCUGGGGCACCCUGCUCACCCACAGCGGCAGCCACAAGUCUUUCCGACCCCUCUGCACCCUCUCUUUCCGCCUCAACCACGCCCUGGGCGGCCUGCGCCCCUGGGGCUACCACCUGGUCAACAUGGGCCUUCACGGGGCUGUCACAGGCCUUUUCACUGCCCUCUGUCGCCCCCUCCUGGGGGGAGGUCCGUGGAGUCUUCUGGUGGGACUCCUCUUCGCCUCCCACCCGGUGCAUACGGAAGCCGUGGCGGGGGUGGUGGGGAGGGCCGACGUCGGUGCUGCACUGCUGUUCCUCUUGUCUCUUCUCUGUUACACAAGGCACUGCGGGCUCCGCUCGGCCUACACGGCCUCUUCUAGGGACUGUCAGACCAGGGGCUGUGGUAGGCUCCGAGCCUGGACGUGGCUGUGGCUGCUGGGGAGCCUGGUCUGCGCAGCGUCCAGCAUGCUGUGGAAGGAGCAGGGAGUCACGGUGCUGGCCGUAUCAGCGGCUUAUGACCUCUUUGUGUUCCAGCGGCUCCGGUUCCGCCAGGCGGUGGUCGUGCUCCUGGGGAAGAAGAGGAACACCACUGUACUGCUGAGUCUGAGUGUGUUGGCCUCCUGGGGCGUGCUUCUCCUGGCUGCUCGUCUCUACUGGAUGGGUAACAAGCCCCCCAACUUCUCCAACUCAGACAACCCGGCGGCCGACUCGCCACACCUUCUCACACGAACACUGACCUUCCUCUACCUGCCCGCCGCCAACGCCUGGCUCCUCCUAUGCCCUGUCCAGCUCAGCUUCGAUUGGUCCAUGGACGCUCUACCGCUAAUCAAGACCUUUUCUGAUUGGAGGAACCUUCACACCGUGGCCUUCUAUGCUGGAUUUACUCUCCUGGCCUGGUAUGGCCUCCGUAGCAGUAGCAGCCCCGACUCCAAGGCCAAGGAGACCAAUGGGAAAGCUCACUUGGCGAACGGGAAGGCCCUCACCAAUGGGCACAGCUACCAUCCUCCAGACGGCAACCACAACAACCACAACAUAAACUCAGAGCAGGGCUCUCCAAAGACCAAUGGGAAAACCACCCUCAACGGGAAUGGGUUCACCAAAACCUACCAAUGUUCCCCUCGGACCACCCACCCCUCCCUCCCCUCCCUUGCCACCCUCCCCUCCACGGAGAACGUGGUGGUCUUCUCCCUGGGCCUACUCUCGCUGCCCUUCCUCCCGGCCACAAACCUCUUCUUCUAUGUGGGCUUUGUGGUGGCCGAGCGGCUGCUGUACAUACCCAGCAUGGGCUUCUGUCUGCUGGUGGCGGUGGGGAUCCGGGCCCUGUACGUCAGGCUGAGAACCAGGGGCCCCAGGGUCGUGCUGCUGGGUCUGUGCGCGGGCCUGGUGCUGCUGUACGGCAUCAAGACGGUGCUGAGGAACAGGGACUGGAGCAACGAGGAGAUGCUCUACAAGUCAGGGAUCAGUGUUAACCCCGCUAAAGCAUGGGGCAACUUGGGAAACGUCCUGAAGAACCAGGGCAAGAUGGCAGAGGCGGAGAGGGCGUACCGGAAUGCCCUGUAUUACCGGGGAAACAUGGCUGACAUGUUGUAUAAUCUGGGUUUGCUGCUUCAAGAGAACCACAGGUCCUCAGAGGCACUGCAUUACUAUAAGCUGGCCAUUGGGAGCAGGCCAACUCUGGCGUCGGCCUACUUGAACACAGGCAUCAUCCUGAUGAACCAGGGCGGUCUGGAGGAGGCCAAGAGGACCUUUGUAACCUGCGCUGAGAUCCCAGACGAGAACCUGAAGGACCCCCAUGCCCACAAGAGCUCCGUCACCAGCUGCCUGUACAACUUGGGCAAGCUGCUCCACGAGCAGGGCCUGCAGGAGGAGGCUCUGUCUGUCUAUAAAGAAGCGGUGCAGAAAAUGCCGAAGCAGUUUGCACCUCAGAGUCUCUACAACAUGAUGGGAGAGGCCUACAUGAGGCUGAAUAGGCUGGAGGAGGCGAGCCACUGGUACAGAGAGUCGCUCAGGGCCAAGCCAGACCACAUCCCCGCACACCUGACCUACGGGAAACUCCUGUCCAUCAUUGGGCAGAAGACUGAGGCAGAGGGUUACUAUCGAAGAGCCAUUCAGCUGGACCCUUCCAAAGGAAACUGCUACAUGCAUUAUGGCCAGUUUCUGCUGGAGCAGUCUCGUCUGGCGGAGGCAGCAGAGAUGGCAGAGAGAGCUGCAGAUCUGGACAGCUCAGAGUUUGAUGUGGUCUUCAGCGCCGCUCACAUGCUCAGACAGGCCAGUCUAAACCAGGCAGCAGAGCGGCAUUAUGAGCGCGCGGCAAACCUCAGACCAGACGUGAGUACCUUGGCCCAGUGA